ACUCAUCAAACCUUGCCAUCAUUUCUCAAUCUUCAUCUCUUGGAUCUCAACCUAAAACAUAAUGGCCUCGCUCUCUCUCCUCCUUGUUGCAACCUUUGCCUUUAACAUGGUUGUCUCUGAUAUUGUUCUGGUGUCCAGUGACGUGACUGGACCUGAACCCUGCGCCAGGAUCUGCUAUGGAGAAUCCGGUGGAAAAUGGAGAAAGAACGGUAACUACCUAAGUAUCGACUCCUCCCUGUCUGCCUGCAAGUUUGCCAGGAAAGCCCUUGUUCAGACUACCCUGGUGAACACCGGGGAUUACUCUCAGUACUCAGGAUAUGUUGGAAUUGAGCAGCCUACUUUCUUCAGAUACGAGAUGUAUGCCCCUGGAGUUUCAGCUGCUAAAGCUAAUGCUGACGGGUACCAAAUAAACUGGAGUGCUGCUGGUUACACUUGUUAGAACUGGAAACGUCUCAGUCAUGAUCAUUGAGUGAAAUAGUUGAUUUAUUAUUUCUUGAACAUUAUAAUCCGAUUAUUAA
This is a messenger RNA of Bolinopsis microptera, 518 nucleotides long. RefSeq lists its product as uncharacterized. NCBI's taxonomy places the organism in Eukaryota, Metazoa, Ctenophora, Tentaculata, Lobata, Bolinopsidae. The transcript has 3 exons. The record is from RefSeq and is a predicted model, not a curated record. The coding region runs from base 62 to 439 and encodes 125 amino acids.